Molecule: messenger RNA, 2443 nt
Organism: Ilyonectria robusta
Lineage: Eukaryota; Fungi; Ascomycota; Sordariomycetes; Hypocreales; Nectriaceae
Product: budding site selection protein
Exons: 6
Coding region: 70-2223 (717 amino acids)
Biological process (GO): Golgi to plasma membrane transport
Cellular component (GO): exomer complex
Molecular function (GO): protein binding
Source: RefSeq, a predicted model, not a curated record
GGUGGCUCUGGUUCUACAGCGGUCCCCUGCUCCUGCACACCGGCCCCGACGAGGCAGCCUACCGCCGCCAUGGUCGCGCCAGCGGUGCCUGAGAUCACCGAGGAGAUUCUCCACGAAUCAAUUGACGCCCGAACUGAAUCGCUCAACGCCCUCCGAGAACUCGGCCCCCCCGAUCUUGUCCACCUCCUGAAGCACCAGAUCCGAAACCCGACGAGACAGCUCGGCGUCUACCACCAUGUCACCGGAGUCGAUGCCUCGUCCUCGGCGAGUUUGGCUGCCUACAUCAACACCUUGACCUACAAGGAGCAUGGCCCCAACGCGACCAACAAGAUCGACGAAGGGCUGUACUGCUGUUACAAUGCAUUCUCACGCCUGGAUAUGCGCGUCCACGUUUCGAUCCCAGGAACCGUCGAGAGCUACUGCGUCGACGAGCGAGGCGAGAAGAGGAAGGCUUCAGAGGAUCUCUGGCUAGAGACCUAUCUCUGCAGUGUUUUACGGGCAUACUCCUACGCUGAUGACGGCAGCGGCGAUACCAUCCGAAAAAUCAUGGGCGUUCGAAGAUUCAAUCCUGUCACUAACACUGAGACUGAACAUCGGUUCCUCCAUGCUGCUGAGCAGCUGUUCUUUAAGGGAUGGCAGUUGGGAUCCGAUUCGGUGGUUCAAGUGCCUACCAACGUGUCCAACCAUUUGACCACUGGCCUCCUCAAGUACCUCGAGACGACCGGCCGUUAUGCUUCCGGCAUCAACUUGUUUGAGAAGCUCCGAACCCAGAGCGUCGAGGUGUCGUCUUUGCUAGCAAAGGUCAUGUUCAUGGGGAAUGAAGAGGUUUCAGGUGUCCGAACUCUGUACCAGGCUCUCAAGGAAACACCCAUGGACUAUGUCAUGCUUGACACACAAGCUGAGUUCUUGCUCAAGAAGGCCAAUGGUGCGCCUACUCCCGAAGGCAGGGAAGAGAGAUUGAAGCUGGCUCUUGGCUGUGCUGACCGAGGCACUGUCGCCGCCCCGACUGAAUUCGGCACCUGGGCUCGUUUGGCCCAAGUCUAUGUUGCAAUGGAGGAUUGGGACAACGCUCUUACCAUUCUCAACUCUUGCCCCAUGUUCACCUACCAGGACAAGGACACCCCUCUAAUGCCAGAGCCGAAGGAAGUCCACUUACCGACGUUGCCCGAAACCCGGCUGGACGAGAUUGAUAGUGAGCCUGAGUCUCGAUACUCAGAGCACGUCGACCCCAGCCUGUUGAACCUGCGUGCAGCAGCGUACCGCGGCACCUUCAAGAAGGCGUAUGAUAUUUUGACGGAGAUGACCGCCAAGAUUGGCUGGGACCAGCUCCUAAAGAUCCGCAGCAAUGUGUUCGUCAUGGAGGAUGAAUACCGAACAGAGAAGCAGGAAGCCACUCAGCCAGCUUCCGCAAACCGAAACCCCAGCACCGACGCCCUUCACGGUUCGCCCGACAAGCCUACCAACGGCGAGGAAUCAUCGGAGAACGAAGAGAAGCCCAAGACACCAGAGAAGCCAGACGAGGCAAAAUCACCUGCCGAGACCGAGUCGCCUGCCGAAACCGAGCCAGUUGUCAAGAUUGAUGCCCCUGCCGAGACCCUGCCAAUCGAUGGUCAGGAGAACGGCGUCGAGAAGCCCUCGAACACAAUCGACCCAGGCGAGAUCAAGUCUGAUCCUGAGAGUGCAACCAAGAACGACGAUCACUUGUCGAAGCUCAACACUAAGCGACUCUGCGAGCGCUGGUUGGACAGCUUAUUCAUGGUUCUUUAUGAGGACCUCCGAGUCUACACUAUUUGGCGAACUCAGAUGGCCCAGUAUCGCGCCCAGCAGAUGCAGUAUAAGAAGUCGGCCGAGGAGUGGGAAAUCCUAGGUGCUCUCGCUGAGCGCCUCCAGCACACUGAUGAGGCUAUCGAGGCCUACCGUGCGUGCCUGUCGCUGCGCUUUAGCCCCAAGGCUCUGGCGGGUAUUCUGCGCGUGUUCGAGACGACUAAGAGCACUCGGGAGACGGUGGCAUCUGUCAUCCGUCUUGUAACAUGGCAGUACAGAUGGUACAGCGAGUUCAGCCCCGAGCUGCUACACACCAUCCGCACCCUUAUUGAGGACGAGGGAGCGGUCAAGGUCCGAAGCAUCAUCCAGGCGACAAGCCUGCCGCAGAACGUGCUGGACUUGACGCAUCACUAUGCGGCGUUGUGCGCGACGUUCCGAAGCAGCGGAACUGACGGUUAGGUCGAAAAUGGCGACGGAAAGGCGACGUCGGGAUCGAACAGAUCUAGGGGGUUGGAGAAUGAAGAAGUGCUGGCUUACAAGUGAAAGUGGAUAGAUGUAUGAGCGAGGUGUAAGGGAAAUACUAGGGAAAUACGUGGUGUAGCAGGCCCGGCAACUGGCUUUGUCUUCCGGGAGCAAACAUACUCGAAUUUAAAACUAAUACACCCUCAUCUUCGAAUGG